UCUGGAGCGACGGCGAUUUGAACUUCACGUUACUAACGUCUUAACGCUAUGUCCGCUAUUGUGCAAAAAAUCCUUGUCGUGGGUGGUAAUGGGUUGGUCGGUUCUGCCGUGUGCAAGGCUGCUCUUGCGCGGGGUACGGGUGUCGCCAGUAUUAGCAAACAGUUCUAUGACAAGGACUUCGUGGGCUUGCUCAAGUCCAUUACGGGUACCAGCCCGGUCGAGAGACACGUCAUCUAGGGGCCUAUGACAAAGUUAACCGCGAUGCAGCCAUCCGUAUGUGUGAAACAUUUGCCGCGAGUAAACCCGCCCAAGGAAUUACACAUGCUCGCCCCAUUGUUUACAUUUCCGCAGAGGACUUUAACGGGCCUGCUAUAUCUGUGCGGUACACAGAGACCAAACUAGAGGUGCGGAGAAAAAUCAAGAAAGAUCAUCCGCAGUAUCGAGCAGUACAUGUUCGCCCUUCUAUGAUAUAUGACCCCGAGACUAGGCCGAUGACCAUCCCAGUCAACCUCUUUACCUUCUCGGCCUGGGUACACGCAGCUAUGGUGUCGCUCGCACCUUCGGCGUGGGUAUCUAUGGCCACCCUUAUGAACGUCCCACCAAUUCGUGUCGACCACGCCGAAGCUAACCUUGCAAAGAAUGUUACGGGCCCCGUUGGUACGGUGCGUGCUAUGAGGGAGCUAAUUGGAUGGUCAAAAGGGGGUAACACUACCUCGUUGGACCCUUGAUCGUUUGCUGAUGUGAAAAUUGUCUGCUACUGUAUCUAUAUGUAGAGUUCUACUGUCGAGAAGCCUGUCGUACCGACUAAUGUCAUUGAUCGGCUAGCAGGCUCCAACGGCAUAAUAAACUGAACUAGCCCCACAGUAUUCUACUACCUGUACGCUCACCAGCAGAACGGCAAGCCAUACACACUGUCGAAGGUCGCCUCUUCGCUAUGUCCAAGGCUACAAAAGCUCAGGUAUAAUAACUUACAUUGUCACAAGAAACAACGUGUCGCUGUAGUUCAUUAUUAUUAGGUAUUUUUGGAGACUGUGAACUAGUGGUUAAUGCGUUGAUGAAUGGUUAUUUAAUG
This is a messenger RNA of Suillus paluster, 1072 nucleotides long. RefSeq lists its product as uncharacterized. NCBI's taxonomy places the organism in Eukaryota, Fungi, Basidiomycota, Agaricomycetes, Boletales, Suillaceae. The coding region runs from base 276 to 728 and encodes 150 amino acids. The record is from RefSeq and is a predicted model, not a curated record. The transcript is spliced from 7 exons.